GGGCCACGAUAAUUCUAUUCAUUUUGGUGGCCCCGGCCCAAAAAAGUAUAGCGUAUCCGUAACGGCGCCGUUUCGAUGAAAUCGGUCGUCGCAUUUCCGAGAAUCUCUCAUAUCAUCUCCUCCACUCAAAAGCCUCUAAAUCAUUUUUGUCACUUCCUUUUUCCAUUUUUAUAAUCGCGAGAAUUAGGGUUAGGGUUUCAUUCCCACCCAAAUCGAAACUAAAACCCCAAGUCAGUCUCACUCACUCCCACGCUCAAAAACUCAGUCACCAUGGCAGCCAAAGCGCCGUCAUCGGAAGCUCAGCAGCAGGGCGGCGUCUCGGCCGAUAGCAAGCCGGGGCUGCGUAAACCGGUGUUCGUGAAGGUCGAUUCUCUGAAGCCGGGGACGAGCGGGCACACACUUGUCGUUAAAGUGCUGGAAUCGACCACCGUUCUGAGCAAGAAGCCACGGAACCCGACUUUUCGUGGGGCCCAGAACCAGAAUACGAGGAUCGCCGAAUGCCUUAUCGGAGACGAAACGGGCACGAUUCUCUUCACGGCUCGUAACGAUCAAGUUGAGAUGAUGAAGCCUGGUAACACAGUGAUACUUCGCAAUGCAAAGAUCGACAUGUUUAAGGGGUCGAUGAGGCUUGCUGUUGAUAAGUGGGGCCGUGUUGAGGUUACUGAACCAGCAGAUUUUGUGGUCAAAGAGGAAAACAAUCUCUCCCUUGUCGAGUAUGAGCUGGUUAACGUUGAAGAAUCUUGAAAAGUUUGAAUUCCACCUUGUGGAUAUUGGACUGCAAUUCACUUUGUCACUAUUGGGUCUUCGGUAUACAAGUUUUCCUGGUUACUUUGUCUUUUUUGCCACUGAGUUGAUUAACAACAUGCUAUAGGUCUGAUUUAAUUGUGGCAUUAAUUUGUUGGUGUGUAAACAAUAUGGUCCCUUGAUUCUGCCAUAUAUUAUCUCUCGUUCUUAAAUGUGGAAAAAAGUAAAUUUUCAAUA
This is a messenger RNA of Salvia miltiorrhiza (redroot sage), 981 nucleotides long. RefSeq lists its product as uncharacterized. Bases 271 to 744 code for a protein of 157 amino acids. NCBI's taxonomy places the organism in Eukaryota, Viridiplantae, Streptophyta, Magnoliopsida, Lamiales, Lamiaceae. The record is from RefSeq and is a predicted model, not a curated record. The transcript has 2 exons.